AUGCAGGCAAGCAAUGAUUCGCUUUCUGUUUUAGCUCCUAAUAUAACUGGAUCUCCAGCUGUCUUGUUAACCCCUGGUCGAACUAGAAAUAUCGCUCAAGAUAUGGAAGCCUUAAGACUUUCUAGACAAGACAAUCCAUAUUUACAGCAAGUGAUGGCAAGUAGAGAGAGUUUAAUUGAAAGCCACACAGAGGAAUGUGAAUCAGACGAUACUAUACUAAUGUCACAGGAAUUUGGUAGCACUGCCCUGGAUUUUGUGGAAGAUGAUCCAAUGACUCUAAAGGAAGUUCAUGAACACUUGAUUAGAUCUCCCCCACCUACAAGUUGUUGGCCCCAUGACACUGUAUCGUAUCGCGCGUCCAGUGCCUUCGAUUUCACGGACACACCCGUGUCAUAUAGCGUAUACUCCGUCGCUUCACAAGAUAAGGAAUUCCUGCCAUCUAGAUCUCCACGUCGUAACCCUCGUAGUGAUGAGUCAAAGAACAACAAUACUCCAAGUCGCCCGAGGUCAUCGAGGUCGGUGUCACCUCGUUCCCAUGACCUGACCUUAUGUGGACGACCUUUGUCCUUGCCAGGUGAGAGCCAUCUCCGUACAGCGCUCAGUAAAAAGCCAGGUUCACAACAAAAUGAAAGAUUCUCCAUCUUGCAACCAAGACCUCUCCGACGGCCGGCCAGCCGUAGGGACGACGAUAACGUCAAAUUAGUACAAGAUUCCGAUAAGUUAGCAAGAUGUGCG
Messenger RNA from Brenthis ino (lesser marbled fritillary), 735 nucleotides. The record is from the annotation of a GenBank genome assembly. NCBI's taxonomy places the organism in Eukaryota, Metazoa, Arthropoda, Insecta, Lepidoptera, Nymphalidae.